Messenger RNA from Marmota flaviventris (yellow-bellied marmot), 1587 nucleotides. It is a transcript of the gene Osgep, whose product is annotated as O-sialoglycoprotein endopeptidase. The record is from RefSeq and is a predicted model, not a curated record. Gene Ontology annotation, biological process: tRNA threonylcarbamoyladenosine modification. Gene Ontology annotation, cellular component: EKC/KEOPS complex; cytoplasm. Lineage: Eukaryota; Metazoa; Chordata; Mammalia; Rodentia; Sciuridae.
CCAGAUUUAUGACUCAUCCUGCCACCUAGACCGAAGAUCCUAACGAUAUGCAAAGAGGGAAGAAAUCAAUGGGGAGGGCUGGGCUGAACCGCAGAAGAGAGGUUGGGGACCGGAUACGGAUGUUAGGCGGAAAGACCCGUCCCGCGCCCCUGGCAUUUAAGAAGACAGGUCCUGAAGGGGCUUUAACAGCUGCGGCGCGGUCGGCGUGGUCGCGCCACCCUUAGACGUAGUUCUGUCCUUGGCCGCGUGCCGUUUGCUUUCUACUUGUCGCUGCCACUUCAUCCUCGGUGCUGCGGAAUCUACUGCCCAGCACCGAAGCGUGAGGGCCUCCGUAGCUCCACCGUUUCUAGAAGCCUGCCGGCGUUUUUUCUCUGGCUCUACCAUGCCGACGGUGCUGGGUUUUGAAGGCAGUGCCAACAAGAUUGGUGUGGGAGUGGUGCGUGAUGGUAACGUGCUGGCGAACCCGCGACGAACUUACGUUACACCUCCAGGCACGGGGUUCCUUCCAGGUGAUACUGCCAGGCAUCACCGGGCUGUUAUCCUAGACAUUCUGCAGGAGGCCCUAACAGAAGCUAGAGUAACCUACCAGGAUAUCGACUGCAUUGCUUACACCAAAGGUCCUGGCAUGGGUGCCCCAUUGGUUUCUGUAGCCAUUGUGGCCCGUACUAUGGCCCAACUAUGGAAUAAACCAUUGCUAGGUGUGAACCACUGUAUAGGCCACAUUGAAAUGGGCCGUCUCAUCACUGGAGCCACCAGCCCAACUGUGUUGUAUGUCAGUGGAGGAAAUACGCAGGUGAUUGCUUACUCAGAACGUCGUUACCGCAUAUUUGGUGAAACCAUCGAUAUUGCCGUUGGUAAUUGUCUGGAUCGUUUUGCUCGAGUGCUGAAGAUUUCCAAUGAUCCUAGUCCAGGCUACAACAUUGAACAGAUGGCAAAGCGAGGCAAAAAGCUUGUUGAGCUGCCAUAUACUGUAAAGGGAAUGGAUGUCUCAUUCUCAGGGAUUCUGUCUUUCAUUGAGGAUGUAGCCCAACGGAUGCUGGCCACAGGCGAGUGUACUCCUGAGGAUCUAUGUUUCUCCUUGCAGGAAACUGUGUUUGCAAUGCUGGUAGAGAUCACAGAGCGAGCCAUGGCACAUUGUGGUUCCCAGGAAGCCCUCAUUGUGGGAGGUGUGGGGUGUAAUCUGCGGUUGCAGGAGAUGAUGGAGACAAUGUGCCAGGAACGGGGAGCUAAGCUUUUUGCCACAGAUGAGAGAUUCUGCAUUGACAAUGGAGCCAUGAUAGCCCACGCUGGCUGGGAGAUGUUUCAGGCUGGACAUAGAACGGCCAUCAGUGAUUCUGGGAUUACACAGAGGUAUCGUACAGAUGAAGUAGAAGUGACCUGGAGGGACUAACAAGAUUAACAAGAAAAGAGUAGAUAGUUCCCUAAUUAGAACUCAAAGGACCCUGGCCCUUAAUCUCCUGAUGUGGGAAUCUUGGCAAUGCUAUGGACUCUGCUCUUACCUGGCCUUGCUGUGGACUCUGAUGUGAGGCUUGAUGUCUCAUAUGGAACUUCUAAAUGACUCAGCAAUAAAAUGCUUUUGGUUUUGUA